AUUUUGUGCCCUGGGGCUAUUUUCGUCAGCUCUUUUGUAAUAGCUCAGGAGUCGGGACUGGACAUCGUCUGACUCUAUCGUUGAGAGACAUGGACCAGCCGCGUACGGGACACACUUCAUUGACUAAUGUUAAUUGUUAAUGCUGACGCUCUGAAUGCGAAAACAAUCAUUUCCCUGUCGUCAUUAAUAAAGAUGUCAUACAAAGCGUAUGGCUGAAUCAAACUGCGGCUCUAUUGGACUUCAAGCGAUAGAUUGGGAUGUAGGCUAUGCGAAAUUUUGCGGUUCUCAUUGGAAUGCGGUCAUUUUUGGAAUAAACAAACGCAUGUGAUGCUAAGGCGCAUCUGCACUGCUGCCAAGAAUAAUAAGACUAUUUGACUGUGGGGAGUUUUCUUGUCAUUGGAUUGCUAAUAAUCCAUCCAGUGGGAUUAUCAAAAACCUAUGAAACGAUUUGAAGGUCGCCUUCGAUUUGAGAUGCUGGCGAUUAACUGCGCUUUAAUUGUAGCGUUCAUGCACAGCGGGACAGCCUCCAGGUGUGUAGACCAUGCCUGCAGUCCUCCCAUGGGCAACCUGGCCAGUGGCAGGACCCUCACCACCCUCUCAGGCUGCUGUGGGAAUGGGUCCCACCACUCCCCAUGCCCCACUCCCCUCCACCCCUGUCCAGUUGACCUUCACCCGCCUGCCAACAUGGUGGAUGAUCCCUUCCAGCACCCAGACACCUGGUGGGGCUCGGGCGUGGGCACUGACCAAGCGGAGGAGGUCCGUCUGGACCUGGAGACCCGUUUCUGUCUGACCCACGUGGUGCUGCUGUUCCACUCACCCAGGCCCGCUGCCAUGGCCAUGGAGCGCUCGCAGGACUUCGGCCGGACGUGGGAAACACUCAAGCUGUUUGCACAGAACUGCAGUCUGGCGUUUGGUCUUCCUGAUGACACCAGUCAGCAUGGCUCGCGGUGUACGUCCCGGUACUCCAGUGCCAAGCCGUGCAGCAGGGGAGAGGUGAUAUUUCGGACUCUGGGUCCUGGUGGAUUAGUUGACCCCUACAGUCCAGAGGGCCUUUCCCAGCUGACCCUCACCAACCUCCGCCUCAGACUUCUCAAGGCUCAGACCUGCCCAUUAUCUGUGGCGCCUUCCACCACUUCUUCCUCCAUCAGACUCUUCAAACCUCCAGCGGACCUGAAUCUCCCCCUCCUCCCUUCCCCCCAGCCCAGCUCAGAGGGUCCUGCCUCAGCUCCAUUUGCCAUUUACACUCUCCUGGCUCGGGGGACCUGUCUCUGUCAUGGCCAUGCAGAACACUGCUUACCCCACAGAGGUGGACAGGACACACUGAAGGACAUGGUGGCUGGCAGGUGUGUGUGCACUCACCACACAGCAGGAGAACACUGUGAAAGGUGUGGCACACUCUACAAUGACCAGUCCUGGAAGCCAGCCAAUGGCAGCAAUGGGGAGCCACACCCGUGCCAUAAGUGUGAGUGUCAUGGCCAUGCAGAGAGCUGUCAUUUCUCUAAGAGGGCGUGGCUGUCCUUGGGGGGCACCAGUGGGGGUGUCUGUGAYGACUGCCAACACAAUACAGCUGGGCGCAGGUGCCAGCGCUGUCGCCACGGUUACCACCGCCAACCAGCCAUGCCUCUCAACUCCCCCCACGUCUGCACACGUUGUUGGUGUGACCCACUGGGCUCAUUACCAGCCAUCUCUGGGGAGGAGGGUCGAUGGUGCCACCCCAGGAGUGGACAGUGCCAUUGCAGACCUGGUGUGGGGGGAACAGGCUGCAACCACUGUCUCCCUGGAUACUGGGGCUUUGGGGGAGAGGGGUGCAAACCCUGUGCUUGUCCCCAAAACUGUGACCCCCACACUGGGCUCUGCCUGGACAGCUAUGCAAAUAACCAGGUUUUAAAUAUACCUAUGGGAGGCAAGAUUCUUGCCAUGGACCAUGCCUUGACCAAUGAGGGUGAGCCAGUGUGGUCAAAGCAACUGGCAGUCUCUGCCCUGCACUACACAGGGAAAUGCAGUUGUAAGGAGAGAAAGUUGAGGAGUGUCUCAGAUCUCUGCAAGACCAAAUAUGCCUAUGUGAUCAAAGCCAGUGUGUUGUCAGCUCAUGACAAGGGGAGCCACGCAGAGGUACAGGUCAAAGUUCGCAAGGUCCUGCGUUCAGGACAGGUGGCUCUCUCCCAGGGCACCCACAGUAUCUACCCCCUCUCCUGGACUAGCCGGGGGUGCACCUGCCCCAUUCUUAAUCCAGGUGUGGAGUACCUGCUGGCGGGUCCAGAGGAGGUAGAGACAGAGCGGCUGCUGGUCACCAUGCAGAGUGUGGUGGUUCCUUGGACCCCUCAACUGGGGACCCACAUAUCGGAGGGCCUAAGGCAGGGCUGCCCAUCACAGAGCAAUUUGAAUGGAAAUUGAGGGUUGUAUCACUGGUUCAAUAGAUAAUUCAGGAAAGGGACUGAAAGUCAGUGGAAAAGGCUUGACCGAGUGUCUUGACCAAUGACUGCUAUGGAAAAUCUUGCCCAGAAAAGACUACAACCCUGCCAUAUGAUGCAAAGAGGACUGACUGGAAUCUUUUUAGACAUUCUUGUGAAGAUGAUUUAACUUGGGGGAAAUACCACACACAAACAUUAAAAAAAAGCAUCCUUCUGGAAUCCAAUGAAUGUUUGGGUGGUCAUAUUUGAGCCAUUCUUUUCUGCAAGCCAGUGUUAACUAUCGGACACAACAAACCCUGGCAUACAAGCUUUACAGACUUUGUGUAUGUCAAAAGCCAUGCCUUUUAUAAAUGAUAACAUCAAAAUGCCUACUAGGUUCUAUAACAAUUUAUUACAUUCCAGUGCUCUCUGCUUUUAGUGUACUAUAUAUUUAUCAGUAUCCAAUUCCAAUCAUUUAGUGUUCCAAUUAAAAUG
Messenger RNA from Salvelinus sp. IW2-2015, 2885 nucleotides. Its product is annotated as netrin-4-like. NCBI's taxonomy places the organism in Eukaryota, Metazoa, Chordata, Actinopteri, Salmoniformes, Salmonidae. Gene Ontology annotation, molecular function: integrin binding. The record is from RefSeq and is a predicted model, not a curated record. Gene Ontology annotation, biological process: animal organ morphogenesis; cell-cell adhesion; cell migration. Gene Ontology annotation, cellular component: basement membrane; laminin-332 trimer.